AUGAAGAUGUCAGUAACCCUCCGUCAACAUUUUUGGAAGACGAAGCUGUGCCCCCUUCAUAUGGAAAACAGGUGUAAGGAAGGAAGUAACUGUGACUAUGCCCAUUCGAUUGAAGAUUUGCGAUCAAUUCCAGAUUUGAAAAGAACCAAGUUAUGUUACAAACUGCUAAAAGGAGAAAAAUGUUUUAAUAAAAAAUGUAAUUAUGCCCAUAACCAGGAGGAACUAAAAUCUGCGCAGAAUUUAUUUGCGUACAAAUCUUCUAUGUGUAAAUUUGUUGCCAAUAAGACUUGUCUCAACGGAUCCACGUGUCGUUUUGCUCACAGCAUUGAUGAAUUGAGGGUGCCAAGAAUACCAGAAAUUUUGCUAGAAAAAACAAAUGCGGAAAGAUCAGAAGGAGUGGACGGAGAAAGCAACCUCUUGCUGUUCGAAAAUGGAGGCAAUAUUAUAUGUGAAGGCAGCGGUGAUAUGAACUACACAGGGAAAGACAAUGCGGGGUGUGGUGGCAUGGAAAAUAACUUCCCUAACAGCUUGGAAAAUAGUUUGUCAAAGAACAUGGCCAGGAGCUUCCACAAAAAUGGUGGCAGAAAUGGUAACAAGAAUGGAAACAGGAAUAGCCACCAGAAUGGCAACAAAAAUUUCACCCAAAGCUUCGACUUGAUGCUGAGCAAUUUCAACUCGAUGCAGAUAACGCAGAAUGAACACAGGUAUAAUAACACGAAUGGCGGCUUAGGCCAGAACAGAAAUAACGGAGCAAAUUAUCACAGAGAGGAAAGGAAAAGACGCGAUAGAAACAGAAAUAGGAAUAAAGAAAAGCAGUUAAAAUUAAAACUGAAGAAUUCAAAUUAUGUAAAGAAUUACGAACAGGACAGUACUAACAAUAAUAAAGCAGUGAUUAAUAGCUUUGGUUCGUCUUGCAAUAAAAAAAAGUACGCCGAGGAGAGAGACAAAUUUUACGACAGCAACACAACCAUAUCGUCAAGUUUGAACUGCGCAGAGGAGGGAAAGAAUGACCAAAUGAAUACUGAGGCCUGUGUGAGUAACACGUUUGAGAAGGUUGAUAUGAAUGAGUGCUAUGUGAAAACGGAGGAGAGUAUCGGGGGCGGUUCAGGCGGGCAGGAGGAGAAGGACGCAGACGGGGGUGAUAUUGAAAAUGCGGCCAGAAGCGAAGCCAGAAGCGCAGUGGAGGGUAGUGUCGAAGGUGCAGGCGGAAAAGCAGAGGGUGACGCUGAGCGCGGCGGACAAACCAGCACGGAAACACUUAUUCAACCGAGCGAUAACAAAAGCAAAGUUAAAAGGAAAAAUGACCCCAAGAGUCACCCUGUGCAGAAAAAUGACCCCAAGAGUCCCCUUGUACAGAAAAAUCACCUCAAUUGCGACAUCACCAGUGGCAGCGCAGAACUCCAGACCAACAAUCAGCACAUAAUGAAUGGCCAAACGACUGAAGCAAAUUAUAUGAACUACAACUACGACUAUAACAAUUAUGUAAACCCGGUAGUUUAUAACAAAAUGAUGCAAAUGAAGUACAAUGCAUAUAACCCCUAUUUUAAUUAUAACCAAGCAAAUAAUAAUGCAUGCAAAUAUGAUGCUGGUGCCAUGUCUAGUCCUUACCCACCUUUUGCCAAGCCGAAUGAAUUUUUUAUGUACGAUCAUCAAAAUAAUGUGCCCCAUAUGACACCAAAUUAUUAUGGCAAUUGUUUAUAUUUUUACGCAAAUCCAUAUAGUUAUGGGCAGUGUGCUAUGAUGAAUAAAAUGAAGGGUGGCGAUAACGGGGCUCGGGAAAAUUUCAGCUACGGAGCAGAUCAGGCGAAGGGCAAUGUUAAUGGUACGGGAGAACUAGUCGGAUUUAGCGGCGGUGAUGACAACCAUGUAAUAGCGAAGAUGCAGGGGGAGCAGAACGACCCAGAGGAGGUGACCUCAUCGGAGGAGCUAACCCCAUCGGAGGACGUGCCAAACGAUGAGGAGUCCCUAAAUGAUAGGCAGAAUGCCAAACACGAGGUAAGCAGCGGCGGCGAGGAAGAAGCUUCAGAUGAAGCAGAUCCGCUAAACGGACAGCAGGAAGGGACUACCGAUGGAGAAAAUACACAACCAGACGAAAGCAAGCUCGGGAAAAUAAAUAAACAUAAGGGACACACACAGAAGUGUAGCGUUACAGAAUUGAAAGCAAAAAGGGAGCAACAACAGGUACAUAUGAACACGCGCUUACGAAAUGAUUGUAGUAAAAAAAGUAACAACUCCUUGGUGGGAACAAACGCAUGGAACAAAUGUCCAAGUGGGAAUGUCACAGAAGAACGAAUGAAGCAGGCAAAGGGAAACACCAAGCAGAAGAAAAAAAAAUUAUCAAAAUUGCUUUCGCUAAACAGUGCAAACAAGAGCUGCAGUAGAGACGUGUGCGUAGAGAAUGAGAACACCGUUGGGGAAAACACAAAGGGAAGCAACAAACACAUCGACAGCGCGAUGUAUGGUAGCAGUGGAAAUUGUGGGAAUGGGCCUAAUGUUAUCAAAUACCCUAAAAAUGCACAGCUUCAAUAUAAUGGUCAGGUGAAUCCCUCUUCCGUGUACAGCUACAUAUUACACGCAAACAAUACAGAGAGUGCAAAUUGCGAGAAGAGGUUUGUGAAGCCGCCCCCAAAUGACAUGGAUCUGUAUAUGAACAACCACUACCACAUGAACCAGCUGGCUAACGAGCAGAUGAUGUACAAUUUAAGCGGUCGGAACUAUGGUUACUAUUACUACCCCUAUGUGCCGCCCGUCGCCGCCUACACUGAUGAGGUCUACUUGAAUUAG
Messenger RNA from Plasmodium fragile, 2784 nucleotides. RefSeq lists its product as uncharacterized. The coding region runs from base 1 to 2784 and encodes 927 amino acids. The record is from RefSeq and is a predicted model, not a curated record. The transcript has a single exon. NCBI's taxonomy places the organism in Eukaryota, Apicomplexa, Aconoidasida, Haemosporida, Plasmodiidae. Gene Ontology annotation, molecular function: metal ion binding; mRNA binding.